Molecule: messenger RNA, 126 nt
Organism: Racocetra persica
Lineage: Eukaryota; Fungi; Glomeromycota; Glomeromycetes; Diversisporales; Gigasporaceae
Source: the annotation of a GenBank genome assembly
AAAAAGUUCAGUAGUGGUCAAAUAAGCGCAGACCUUCUAAAAACUCAAAUGAAUUUGUAUAGAAAUCAGGGGCCUUCCUUUGAUGAUAAAUUUAUUGCAUCUGCUGAUACAAUUACUAAUUGGUAG